Molecule: messenger RNA, 1900 nt
Organism: Pristis pectinata (smalltooth sawfish)
Lineage: Eukaryota; Metazoa; Chordata; Chondrichthyes; Rhinopristiformes; Pristidae
Product: tyrosyl-DNA phosphodiesterase 2-like
Exons: 7
Coding region: 107-1240 (377 amino acids)
Biological process (GO): double-strand break repair
Cellular component (GO): cytoplasm; PML body
Molecular function (GO): 5'-tyrosyl-DNA phosphodiesterase activity; single-stranded DNA binding; protein binding
Source: RefSeq, a predicted model, not a curated record
GCUACGCCGUUGCCUGCCGGUUGGGGGUGCUGGAGAGCAAGGGGGCGGGGAAAUCAAAGGGGGCGGAAGCGCGCAGCGCCGGCGCGUUUUCGCCGCUUGUCCCGCCAUGAGCGAACCGCAGUGCAAGAGGCCGAGGCUGUCGGGUUCGGAUUGUCAAGCGGCGGCCAGCCCCCAGAUUGAUGGCGAGGAGGAGGAGAAGGAGGAUGAGGGGGUGUUGCGCCGCUGCCGGGAGGCCGUUUGCGCCGAGUUCGCCGUUGUGACCGGUACUGACGAGAGUGUAGCUCAGUGUUACCUGGCGAAAAAUGAAUGGCUCCUGGAAAGAGCUCUCAAUUCCUAUUUCGAAGCAGCUGUUCAGCCAUCUUGCUCUGCGAUGGAGGCUGCCUCACAGUUAAUGAAUGGAGCAGAUUUCCAAAGAUGUAUUGAUUUAACAGAUGAAAGUAGUGUGCAGACGAGCAAAGAGGAUGGUGCAAAAUCACAAGUAGAUGAAAGCACCAUCUCAUUGUUAACCUGGAACAUAGAUGGACUUGAUGCAUCAAACCUACCAGAAAGAGCACGUGGUGUUUUUUCUUGCCUGGCGCUGUAUAACCCUGACAUAGUGUUUCUUCAGGAAGUUAUUGAGCCCUAUUACAAUUACUUGAAGAAGAGAGCAGUGAGCUACACUCUAAUUCCAGCAAACAAUGAUGGUUACUACACAACUAUUAUGCUAAAAAAAUCCAGAGUGAAAUUAUUGAAACAAGAAAUAAUAGCUUUCCCAACCACCACCAUGAUGAGAAACCUCCUCAUUGUUCAGGCGAACAUUGCUGGGAAUGAACUCUGCUUAAUGACUUCCCACCUGGAGAGCACAAAGGAACAUUCUCGGGAACGGAUUAAACAAUUGGGGACUGUGCUCAAGAAAAUGAGAGAAGUACCAGAUUGUGCCACUGUAAUAUUUGGAGGGGAUACCAAUCUGAGAGAUAAGGAGGUGAAAAGUUUUGGAGGAUUACCAGCUAAUAUCUCAGACGUCUGGGAAUUCUUAAACAAACCCGAACACUGCCGAUACACAUGGGAUACCACGACUAAUAAUAAUUUGAAGGCAUCUUAUGCUUGUAGGCUCCGAUUUGACCGUGUGUUUUUCAGGGCUUCCAAGGAAGGUCAAAUUGUCCCAAAGGAAAUGUCCCUCAUGGGACAAGACAAAUUAGAAUGCGGACGGUUUUGCAGUGAUCACUGGGGACUCCUUUGUGACUUCGAUGUCAUACUAUAAGAGCAAAUGAGGAGCUUGGACCAAAACAACAAUUAUGCCUGAAAGGUCGAGUUGUAUGCUUUCUGUAAUGAAAAUUUUCAGAGCUGUUUCUGAGUUAAUGGGGUGCCCCAUUAGCUACAUCCUACUUAACCUUACCAAGCCACUUAAACCCUUAAGUUUGCAGUCAUCGUUCUGAAGAGCUAGAGGUAUUGUUCACAUUACUGGUAUACAGGGUGUUGGGCUAAAUUAUGUAUUGGAGCAGAGCUUCUGAUGGGUUGGAAGAACUUGAUUCUGAAGCCAACUGUUUGUAGUGAUAAUGUGUUCCGUUCCUUAGCUCACUUCUUGUCACGGUGAGUGGAAAAAAAAUCCCUGCAAUUUGUUUUUAAAAUAACUUUUCUAGAAUGGCUCUUAGUUGACUACCUCACCUCUUAUGUCAGUGUAGCUGCAUUGGAGGUCUUUGAAAUUAUUUUGCAUGUAAUCGUUGUUCAUUUGUGCCAAAUACCUUUGGUUUAAUUUCUCCAUGGAAUAUCAUAAUUUUAGAAAUUAAGAGGGGGAAAAAUCUCCUUUUGUCUCAUCUUAACUCAUUAUUGGAAAGCCCUGUUGUUUAUUUUAGAUGCAUGUCUGAUUUAUCCUGUGGUUUUAAUGUUGCAAAUAAAAAUUUUUAACUAUCUGCAAAAAGAA